Pseudoliparis swirei is the source of this 7182-nucleotide messenger RNA. RefSeq names its product protein bicaudal D homolog 2-like. The record is from RefSeq and is a predicted model, not a curated record. Gene Ontology annotation, cellular component: Golgi apparatus; cytosol. Gene Ontology annotation, biological process: microtubule anchoring at microtubule organizing center; regulation of microtubule cytoskeleton organization; protein localization to organelle. Gene Ontology annotation, molecular function: cytoskeletal adaptor activity; dynactin binding; dynein complex binding. Lineage: Eukaryota; Metazoa; Chordata; Actinopteri; Perciformes; Liparidae. The coding region runs from base 318 to 2912 and encodes 864 amino acids. The transcript is spliced from 10 exons.
AGGCGCAGGACCCUAACGAUGGAACGAUUUUAGGAGAUAACGACGUGCUCCCCCCGUCGGAGAUAACAACACAGCGGUCAUCUAGAUGACCGAAGAAAAGAAGAACGGCCGCCAGAGACGCAAGCGUAGCAAUCAUGCAAUUUAAAUACCGACGAAUUUAAGCAACCGCUCCACCUUCAAGGUUACACCGCCUGAAGACGCUUCGAACAUCCUCCUCCUCCUCCUCCUCCUCCUCAUCCUCCUCCUCCUCCAACACCACCACCUCUUGUCGCAGAUCAGCUGUCGCACGCCGGUCGAUCGUCACCGGUAUACCGACCAUGUCCAUAGAAGAGCAGGGCUACCCCGGCACGAUGCGGUCGCUGAAGGCCGCGCCGGAGUGGGUGCGGGCGGAGAUCGAGCGCCUCUCCCGGGAGCUGAGCGACACCACGAAGGAGAAGAUCCAGGCGGCGGAGUACGGACUGGCGGUGCUGGAGGAGAAGCAGCAGCUCAAACAGCAGUACGACGACCUGGAGGUCGAGUACGAGGCCGUCCGGCAGGAGCUGGACCAGCUCAAAGAGGCCUUCGGACAAGCCUACUCCAACCACAGGAAGGUGGCGGCGGACGGGGAGAGCCGCGAGGAGUGUCUCAUCCAGGAGUCGGCCUGUAAGGAGGCCUACUACGAGCAGAGGGUCCUGGAGCUGCAGACCGAGCUCCGCCAGGCGCGCAACAUCCUCACCAACACCCAGUCCGAGAACGAGCGCCUGAACACCAUCACCCAGGAGAUGAGAGAGAACAGCCAGAUGGUGGAGCUCCAGAGGAAUCAGCUGCGCGACGACAUCAAGGAGUACAAGUUCCGGGACGCUCGCCUGCUGCAGGACUACACGGAGCUGGAGGAGGAGAACAUCUCGCUGCAGAAGCAGGUGUCGGCGCUCAAGCAGAGCCAGGUGGAGUUUGAGGGUUUGAAGCACGAGAUCCGCCGCCUGGAGGAGGACACCCAGUUCCUCAACAGCCAGCUGGAGGACGCCAUCCGCCUGAAGGAGAUCGCCGAGCGGCAGCUGGGCGAGGCCCUGGAGGCCAUCAAGACGGAGCGCGAGCUGAAGGCGUCGCUGAGGAAGGAGCUCUCGCACUACAUGAGCAUCGGAGACACGCUCUGCCACAGCCCCCUCAGCAUCUCUCUGGACGGACUCAAGUUCGGCGGCGACGACGGCGGCGAGCCCAACAACGACGACGCCCUCCACGGAUACGAGGGCGGCUUCGCCAAGCUGGCCGACGCCAUCGCCGGCGACAACAACCACCGCAUCGGCCCCGCCGCGCCCGAGAAGGGCGAGCCGUUCCAGCCGGCGCCCGGCCUCGUGGACGACCUGCUGAGCGAACUCAACAUCUCUGAGAUCCAAAAGCUCAAACAGCAGCUGAUGCAGAUGGAGCGCGAGAAGGUCAACCUGCUGUCCACCCUGCAGGACUCCCAGAAGCAGCUGGAGCAGGCCAACGGCGCUCUGUCCGAGCACCAGGAGAACGUCAGCCGGCUCACGGAGAACCUCAGCGCCGUCCGCAAGCUGCACGCCAGCAAGGAGCGCCAGUCGGCCCUGGACAACGAGAAGGAGCGCGACAGCAACGAGGACUCCGACUACUACGAGGUGGACAUCAACGGGCCGGAGAUCCUGGAGUGCAAGUACAAGGUCGCCGUGUCGGAAGCAGGAGAGCUGAAGGAGGAGCUGAAGACUCUGAAGACGGAGUACCAGGCCUGCCAGUCGCGGUACGAGGAGGUGCGCAGCCGCCUGGAGAUCGACGUCACGGCGCUGGAAGGGAAGCUGGCGACGCUGGAGAAGAGCAGCCACACGGACCGCGCCCAGAAGGCCGAGCUGGAGAAGGAAGUGCGCAAGCUGAGCGACGUGGCCGGCGAGUCCCAGGGCAGCCUGAGCGUGGCGCAGGACGAGCUGGUGACCUUCAGCGAGGAGCUGGCCACGCUCUACAACCACGUGUGCAUGUGCAACAACGUGACGCCCAACCGCGUCAUGCUCGACUUCUACAAGGAGGGCAAAGGCGGCCGCAGCAGCCCCGAGGGCCGGGGCCGCCGCUCCCCGCUCCUGCUCACCAAGGGCCUCUUCGCCGAGGCGGGCGACUUGGCGGGGGCGGGGUCCCCGCUGCCGUCCCCCGGCUCGGAGCACCGCCGCGAGCCCAUGAACAUCUACAACCUGGUGGCCAUCAUCCGGGACCAGAUCAAGCACCUGCAGCUGGCGGUGGACCGCAGCACGGAGCUGUCGCGGCAGCGCGUGGCGUCCCUGGAGCUCGGCGCCGUGGCCGACAAGGACAAGGACGCCUGCAUGGAGGAGAUCCUCAAGCUGAAGUCGCUGCUGAGCACCAAGCGGGAGCAGAUCGCCACGCUGCGCACCGUCCUCAAGGCCAACAAGCAGACGGCCGAGGUGGCGCUGGCCAAUCUGAAGAGCAAGUACGAGAACGAGAAGGCCCUGGUGACCGAGACGGUGAUGAAGCUGAGGAACGAGCUCAAGGCCCUGAGGGAGGACGCCGCCACCUUCUCCUCCCUCCGAGCCAUGUUCGCCACACGGUGCGACGAGUACGUGACCCAGCUGGACGCGAUGCAGAGGCAGCUGGUGGCGGCGGAGGACGAGAAGAAGACCCUCAACUCCCUGCUGCGCAUGGCCAUCCAGCAGAAGCUGGCGCUGACUCAGCGCCUGGAGGACCUGGAGUUCGACCACGAGCAGAUCCGCCGGGGGGGCGUCGCCAGCCGGGUCAAGGCCCGCAGCAAGGCCACCAGCGCCGCCGCCGCCGCCGCCUCCGCCUCCACCACCCACGUAAGUCAGAGUCUCACCUGCUCUGGCACCGGCCGGCCGGAGCUCCACAGCGCCAUGCCCAACGGCAUUCUGGGAGGCCCGCCGGCCUUUUGCAGCGAGAAGUACAAGAUCUACUGUGACUGAGGGGCGGCGAGGCAAGAAGUCCACAAGGUUAAAGAGCCCCGCCCCCUGCUGUGCGACUCACCGGCUGUGUGUGUGUGCGAUGUGUGUACCGUGUGCACCCGACGUUUGGACUGUGGUAGACAUCUAUGGCAUGUGGAUUAUAGCCCCCCCCCCCCCGGUUAUAUAGGGGGGUGGGGGUGUUGUGGGUAUAACGGUGUGUGUGUGUGUGUCUAUUCUCUCCUCUGUCAUCGUGCUGUUCGUAUGACGCGUGAGGUGGCAGCUUCUGUGUGCUCGUCUGUGCCCCCCCCCCCGUCUGAGUGUGUAAGAGUGCACACAUCGCCGUUGGGGGGGCGGGACUUCGAUGUCGAUCUGACUGUUUUGUGCUCCUUUAAUAAAAAGCCCCCCCCCCCUCUUCCUCCUCCUCCGCCCUGGACCCCAGCCGCUCACCCAAUCAGGUCGCUCUCGAAGGAACGAUGAACUUUAAACGUAAAAAUAUGCAACCUCCCUCUGAGGGGGGAGCGCGGUGGGACCCCGCACGGAAAUUAAUCACAAAGUGUGUGUUUGCGACUGGUUUUCUAACGGCGAGGGGAGGAGCACCUUGUGACCACAGGUGUGUCGUGAAGCCGCGCGGCUUUGCGGCUUUUUCAAACCUUUUGUUUCCGUUUUAAUAAACGGCGUCUUCAUGUCGUCUGUAUGCGGCUCAGGACGACCUCCUGGACUCCAGGGGGCUCUACGUGGUGGAAAGGGGGAGUUAUUUGGUGAAACGCAGGAGUGAUAUUCCACGUUAUAUAUAUAUAUAUUUAUAUAUAUAUAUAUUUAUAUAUAUUGGUCACUGUGAACAGAGAUACAAUAUAGUUUUGAUUCGCAGACGAGUUUUAAUCCUAGAAGAGCACAAAUCCAGACGGAAAGGAGCGAGGCCCCGACGACGUCCGCAAACAGGGGGGAAAAGAAAAAAACUACCGAUCGAUCUAUCUGCUGAUGUAAAGCCCCCCCCCUCGCCCCCCCCUCUCCCUCGCCCCCUCCUCCAAAUCCCCACAUCCUGUCUUCUCGCUCUAUUUUUAGAAAGAUCGACCCUAGCUCUCAAGCCUGGCUCAAGAGAGGCCUCCCCCUGUGGCUCGUCGCCGCUAGAUGACCCCCCCCCCCCCCUUACCAAGCAUCACCACUCACCCUUUAACUAGAGCGAGGAAUCAUGGGGGAAGUUCCCGAUAUUUGCCUCCGUGUGUGUGUGUGUGUGUGAGCAUCUCCGUGACGGGCCCUCGUGUGUGUAUAGCGGUUUUUCACCUUUGCAAAUCGCGGGUCCGUCGGACGGCGCGGGCGACUCUGUGUUUUUGUACCCGCAGCUUUAACCCUUUGCAAGAGGAGCUCUCAGUACGUGGAGCUCGUGUUUUUUAAGGAGUCCACGUUUAGCUUUAUGGUGCCAAAAGCAGGGUUGAUGAGCAGAUCCUGCAAGAUUGAUCAAAUUCUGCGUUUUUUUUCUACGAUGCUAUAUAUUUAAAAACUACAACAAAUCUAUAUUCUUAAUAAGAUCGUGUUCAGGUUGUAAUCUUGCAGGAUCCCACAAACCAGUGUCGCUCCCUCAGGGGAGACCGAGAAUUCGGCUGAGUCAACCCUGCUUGAGCGAGCGCCUCCUUCUUUUAGAGGUCAGUCCCUCUUUUACAAGUGCGAUACAUUGUUUUAUAUAUCGGUCAGAGAGGAGAAAAGGAAGCCAGACAUGCUGGUGGAGGAAGCCAGGUGUCUGGCUGAGGGAGGGAGAGAAACAGAAGAAUCCAGGGAGAAACUCCUGGUAAUCUUUGGAGGAAAAAUGUUAAUGAAUUAGUCGAGCCUCUAGCCCCUCCCACAGGGUGGGAUUGGGACUAGAACCCCCCCCCCCCCCCCCUGUCUCCUUCUUAAAGAUGAAAUCCUCACGUCUAGUUUAAAAAAGUAAACUGGCUCAUCUGCUGUCCUAUAAAGCUCCUCCUACCUCUGCCUGCAGGCUCCUCCCACAUCACCUUUUUUAAAUGAAAAAUCGGAUGUUCUACACGAUGCAUCCGGUUUCUCACGCACGUCGACCCCGUCCUCCAUUAACCUGCACGGCCCGUGUGGAAACGAGACCUCUUUUUGGUGACCCCCCCUGGUGGUGGGACAAAGGCUUCAAGGACUCGAGGCCUUCCGAACCUCCUAGCCCCGCCUCCUUUUGACUAACUCGGCCGCCUCGUCGCUCUAAAAUUGACAAAUGAUGCUGAUCUGUUUUGUUUUUCUUGGUUCUUUACAUGUAGGGCGACGAGGUGCCGACGCGAGGCUCCUUCUCACCGAAAAAAGAGUUUGCACUAAUUUGGACUCGAGGACAAAAAAAGAAACGCUAAAUAAAAACAAACAGAAAACACUGAUUUCGAGAUAAAGUGCUGCUGCUGGAAGCCGACGGGUCCAAUGAGCCGUGCAGUAAUAUGUGAGUUAUAACCCUCCAAUGAGAAGCCAGGGGGGACCCGGGGUCUGGUUUCAUCUUUUUGUCUAUUAUUUAAAUUUUUUAAUCUGUGCACUUUUAUGAAAUAGGAUUAUAACAGACUAUUAUUAACCUGUAGGGAAGCGUAGCAGUUCUCUGGUUUGUGAGUAAUCCAGCGUACGGUUCUAGAAACUAUACGACGUCUGAAAGGGCUCCGCAGACCCUAGACCUGCUAGUAAGACUUGAUCCUCCAGACUUUAUCCAUCGAAUAAUCACGUCUCCGGUUGUUUUGUCACACCGUACGUUCAGCUGUCGUUGUUUUUUUUGUUCUGAGCGGGGGGAAAAAGAAAGAAAAAAAAUCCAAAUUCUGGUUUUUUUUUCUUCAUGUAUUUAUUAUUCCUAGGAAUAGUUUUGAAAAUAACACAAUGAAACUUGACAAACGCUCCGACCCACGUAGGUAAGUUGUGUUUCGGGGGGGGGGGGUAUUCGAGUGGUAUGAUAUGCUUUUUUUCCUCACUUCUUCCCGAGGGCGUUCCACUGACGCGGGAUCACUGGCCGCCAGAAAUUCUCUGCAAAGUGGCGACAAUAAAAAUUCCAAAUUGGAAUUGUCUCGUUCUCUCUCGGUUUUCAUAUCGUGCCAAAUCCCGGCGCAGCGUUGAAAAGAAACGGAGACCGACCGCAGGAUUUUCAUUUUUUGGUGUUUGUUUAAUUCUUUGUUUCCUGACCAGUAGUGCCUUUCAUUGUUUCAAGAGAGAAUCUUAGACUAGUAUUUAAUGUUUUACCUGAUUUAUUCUUUUAUUUAAUUUAAUUUUUUCAGGUUUUAAAAUGACUGUGAGCAGCAAUAAGUGCAACAAAAAAAGGGGGGAUUUCCCCCGAGUGAGGUCGUGAGAGGAAUUAGCUCAAUACAACUUGACAUUGUGUUGAAUUCUGCAGGUCAGUGAUCCCACUCAUUUAAAUUCAGGGGUAUUAAGAAACGGUUUGUUUUUUAUUAUAGCAAACUUAUGGGAACCAAAUGAAAUCCCGUUUGGCCUCCGGGCAUCGUUCAUGUUCUGGAGUCGAUUAUCGGAACCAUCCACGCAUCUUUAAUGGUGAAGGUAAUGUGACAUCGAUAGUAUUGUUUAAAAGAAAUGUGCCCAGAGCACUUUUUUUAUUUUUUUUAUUUUUUAAAACAUCUUUGAGCAUUAUGUUUUCAGGAAACAGAAAACAAAAAAUAAGCAUCAACAAGCUCGAAUAGUGCCAUUUACAGCCAACGCUUGCUUGUUGAGGCGUUAAAAGUUAUCAAUGCGGACGGCGAGAGAGGAAAUAAUAAAAGUGCAAUUCAGGUAAAAGUUUAACAUUUUCAAUAAGAGGAAAAUAAACUGUUUUCUGACGACGUUUUCUGUUUGCUGGAAGCCAUAGCGUCGAGCUAACACACCUUUAUAUCGUCAUCUUGUGUUUUCAGUAUUGAUCCAUAACGAGAGUUUGAUAUCUUUUUUUAUAUGAAAUAACGACGUCACCUGUGUGUCGGGUAUUUAUUUUGAAUUGUCAUGCAGUACUGUAUUCUUAUCAAUAACGUGCAUUGCGAUUUAGUGGCAUAUUGAUUACGGCUAAAUGUCCUAUGCAUGUUCCCCCGGUCAUGGGACCUUUACACAGGAAGGAAAACAAACGCGGGGACUUUUUGGGAACCGGGUGUUUUUGGGGGGGGAAAAAUGAACGAAGAGAAAACAAAAAGUAAAGUCUGAUGUAUUACUGCUGAACUAACCCAAUGAAAGUGUGUUGUUUGUUUUCUCGUCGAGGGGGCGGGACAUCUGUGUAAAGGUAGUCAUGCUGGCUGACAACAACAAAAAUUUGAAAAAAGAAAUUCAAUAAAUGUGACUUUGGUUCCAAGACCUC